This is a messenger RNA of Magallana angulata, 1703 nucleotides long. RefSeq names its product alpha-(1,3)-fucosyltransferase C-like. Gene Ontology annotation, molecular function: alpha-(1->3)-fucosyltransferase activity. The record is from RefSeq and is a predicted model, not a curated record. Lineage: Eukaryota; Metazoa; Mollusca; Bivalvia; Ostreida; Ostreidae. The transcript has 2 exons. Gene Ontology annotation, cellular component: membrane. The coding region runs from base 173 to 1342 and encodes 389 amino acids.
UGUUCCACGUGUAUACACUUAUUGAGCAUGGGGUAUAUUGAACCUGAGGUGGAGUCAGCAGUACGUGCGCCUUUGUUGACACUGAAAUUCAUGAACGGCUAUAUCGAUUGAUCUCUACAGCUGUUCACUGACCGCUUUUCUCAUCAGCUUUGCUUCAAAAUAACGCCGGACUAUGAGAUCUCCAAACUUCAGAAUGUUCCUCCUUACAAGGAAACUCAACAAGAAUGUGGUUUUCAUCAUCGGAGGUAUUGGAGUUGUGUACGUUGUUUUGAAGUUUUUCGACAAUUUCUUGAAAGCUAACGAGGAAGUGCAGUUAUCUCUUGACAACAUGCGGACAAAACGAAUACUUUACUACAACCCACCGUCCUGGUUCAGCGAUUUCGAUUUCGGCCAUUGUAGAUAUUCGAGCUGUGUUAUAUCCACGAACAUGAGUUAUCUCCCGGAAAGUGAUGCUGUUAUAUUUAAUCAUAACCAACUUUCAUCGGUCCCACCAAUUAAGACCCCGAACCAGAAAUGGAUAUUCACGUGUUCGGAGAGUCCCUAUUACGGAAAGAAAACAAGUUCUGAACCUCAAUGGCGCCACAAGUUUGACUGGGUCAUGUCGUUCAGGCGUGACUCGGAAUUCUUCUUUGGAUAUGGAGAUAUCGUUCCGAAAACUCGUUUCAUAGAGAAAAAUUAUGAGAAAAUCUUUGAACAGAAAAAGAAACUCGUAGCUUGGAUAGCGAGUCAUUGUGACACGCAGAGUAAGCGAGAGCAAUACGUCCAUGAGAUGUCGAAGAUAGAGAAAGUGGAUGUGUUUGGAAGUUGUGGAAAUCUGAAGUGUGAAAAAUACACAGGGUCCGAAAAUGACUCCUGUCAUGAUUUUGUCGGAAAAAAUUACAAAUUCUAUUUAGCGUUUGAAAACUCGCUUUGCAGAGACUACACCAGUGAAAAGUUUUAUAACGUGUACGCCUUCGAUCAUCCUAUAAUCCCCGUAGUUUUGGGAUCCUUUACUUUGGAAAACUACUCACAUGGUGCCGUUUAUAUAGACGUCAACAAGUAUCGCACACCUCUUCACCUUACUAGACGUUUGCUUUCAUUGGGAAACGAUAAAGAGGCUUAUAUAGAUCUUCUGCGAAAGAAGGAUAGAUUUAGUGCACUGACAUCGCCGCAGACGUUUCAGACUGCCAUGUGCAAGAUGUGCGAGUAUUUGAGUCUCGACAAACCAGGACGAUCAGAUCUGGAUAUAGCAGACUGGUUCUAUGGUCAGGAUCAUUGUCGUUCUCCUAAACAAAUACAUAAACCGGUUACCAGAAACAGCAUCAACAUGAAAGAAGCUCAGAAGUACUUGAACAAAGUGUGACAACUGUAUGUACAUGUCGCAACUGUGAUGAUUGUGUUGUACCGAAACAGCAUACUCAGUCUUAUUUGGAUAUUGGUUAAGUUUAAAAAAAUAAUUUAAACAUACAUGUAUAGUUGAUAAAAUAAAGCGAUGGAAACCUAACUAAAUCUGUUAACCAUGUAACCUAACUUUACUUGCAUAAUGGAGCGUUUCUGAUACAUUGACUAAGCAUUGAUCAACUUAUGAUGAAUAGUUUUUUUAUUUAUUGCAAAGAUAUAUUCAUCUUGAAUUUCCUUCUGUCAAACUUUUGUUCAAUUUUUAAAUUAAAUUUCAAAUCAUCUGCUUUGACGUGUUAAUCAUUGCAGAGUGAUUUCCUCAAGUC